AUGGUUACGUUUUUGCAUAGGAGGUGCCAGACUUUGGAGAAUAUGACUCACGCUAUGGUAACACAGACACCUAGCGCACAGGCUACUCAAAAAACCUGUUCCGUCUGUAAUAAGCACGACCACGUCAUCUAUUCUUGCCCAUCGUUCGCCAAUUUAAGCCCAAAUGACCGCUGGAAGGAAUCCAAAAGAGCUCAGCUGUGCAUAAAUUGCCUUAAACCAGGCAAUCACGUGCAGCAAUGCAAGUCUUCUGCUUGCCGCCGGUGCUCACUGAAGCACCAUACGCUACUGCAUUUUGCUCAAACGGAUCAGACAAUGCCUAGUGCAGCUGAGGUCUCACCUAGUCCACCACAGCAAACAGCUCUCGUUGCCAUGGGAACAACCAGCGACUCACUCUCAUCCACUUCACACGCCGGCUCAAACGAAUGUGUGCUACUUGCGACUGCCGUUGUCUUAAUUCAGAACAGCGCGGGCUCGCUUGUAACAUGUCGCGAAACCCUCGACUCUGCUUCGCAGCUUAAUUUUAUAACGACCAGACUUGCCAAUCAAUUACAGCUUAAACAA
Rhagoletis pomonella (apple maggot) is the source of this 561-nucleotide messenger RNA. RefSeq lists its product as uncharacterized. The annotation marks the transcript as partial. NCBI's taxonomy places the organism in Eukaryota, Metazoa, Arthropoda, Insecta, Diptera, Tephritidae. The transcript has 2 exons. The record is from RefSeq and is a predicted model, not a curated record.